AAACCUGGGUCCUGUGAAGUUUCUAAAUUUCUUCCAGCUCAUAGACUAUGUCGGCGACAGUGGACACGACUAUUCACUGGAAAACCACCAUUAUCAUCAGUAGUUCACUGCAGAAUCAUGAGACAAAAAGGAUGCUGAGUGUGCUGCAGCACAGGAUCAGACUUUCAGAUACUGUUGGGUCUGGAACCUUUAUUUUUCCUGUGUCAGGUACUGCAUUUUUGUUGGUUGACCCUCAAGAUCUCUCUGAUCCUUGUGAUGAUUCAGAAUUCUUUGAAAAGAUAAGGAUGUUUGUGCAAGUUCACCGUAACAGCUUUCUACUUCUGCAUGUCCCAUUUCUUGAGGAAAAGGAACUGAAAACGUUGUCUGUGAUUCAGAACAGAUUCUUCAGCACCAAUCUCAGAAUUCUCCCUGUCAGAAACAACAAGGAGAUUGUCAAAGGAAUGUUGACAAUUGCCAAGGCCACUAGCAAGCCCCACGUGGACAGCAUCCAGGAGCGGAUGACUCUGGCUCGGGAACACGUCAUUGCCAACAGUCCUGUUUGGGAGAUGCUCAGAGGCAUACUGCAAAGCUCAGCAGACAUUCCACCAUAAAGUGACAAGAACCAGUAAAAGCAACAGCUGCAACUCUGUGUCAGGUUCAAAAUAUAUCAGCACUGCACAACACCUGAUUUAACUGUUAACAGGUUUAAUGUUAAUGAGUUCUAGGUGGAAUAAAGUGAAGUUGUGUCUUGGA
This is a messenger RNA of Thalassophryne amazonica, 732 nucleotides long. RefSeq lists its product as uncharacterized. Bases 48 to 590 code for a protein of 180 amino acids. Lineage: Eukaryota; Metazoa; Chordata; Actinopteri; Batrachoidiformes; Batrachoididae. The transcript is spliced from 5 exons. The record is from RefSeq and is a predicted model, not a curated record. Gene Ontology annotation, cellular component: chromosome. Gene Ontology annotation, biological process: reciprocal meiotic recombination; synaptonemal complex assembly.